AUGUUUUACAGUCACGAAGUCCUCAGUAAUAGCCAAUAUGGCGUUUCCACGAUUUGGCUCGUGGCCACUGUCGGCAAGGGCAACCAACGUAGGCUGAAUCGAAAGAAAAUCCAAGAGGUCAAUGUCCCCAAGGCAUGCGAGAAGAUUAUCGAUCCCGGGGCUCCUCUGGCAUUACGCCUUCAAGGCAAUCUUCUCUAUGGCGUUUCCCGCGUUUUUGCACAGCAGUGUAGUUAUGUCCUCUCGGAUGCCGCGAAGACCCAAUCCGACAUGAUGACCUUUUUCCGUUCCAUGAAUACCAGCGAAGUCGACCCUAAGGCUGGCAAGACCAAGCGACAUCACAUCAUGGUUCAGGAUGAUCCCCGGUUCGAUCCAAUGGCUCCUCUCCCGAGGUUGGAGGAGCUUGUUGUCGACAGUACUACUCUGAAAUCGAUGGCCACGCAAGAGACAAACACGGUGCUGUCGCAAUUGUCACCGCUUACCAAUUCAAUUGUCAGAAGCGGUUCCGCCAAGCGCAAGUCAAGCCAUAUAAGCCUCGAUCUGCCCCCUUCCUCCCACUCCAUUGGGAGCUACCGACUACCUGUUGAUUUCUAUCACACCAGCUCUCCCUUCAACAAGACUCUUCCAGGGACGGGCAGUAUUGAGGGGUAUAGGCCGUUUACCGAUGACGAGCUGGAGCCCCUCUGCGAUGUUGGACUUGAUUUUGAUGCUAACGGCAACUUGAUCAACGUGGUGGACGAGGAACCCGCACUGCCCCCUUUGCCCCAAGUCGGCGUAGGUUCCUUGCGCAUGAUUGAAGGGAAAACCCCAAUAGUUGACCGUUCUCCUGGAACAGUUGACUUUCCGGAAGAAGGCGAGAACGCGUAUGGUUUCGGCGAAGCUGCAGAGGCAGGACCACUGGCAGUGCUUGCAGCUGCUGGAGAGCCCCCCAACACCGAUGCACUUCUGCCCACCACUGAAGAAAGAAAAGAGAGGAGGCGACCACCAUCUCCCCGCAGGGGCACCCGCCGCCGCCACGCUAGAGUCAUGUUUGACGAAGUGAUUCGCGUGUCCCGAGAAGAGUUUCGAGGCUGGACGGAAAACUACCCUCUUCACAUGGAGGCCGCAAGAAAGCGAGGCAAACGAACAACUGCGGCGCAGUCCCAGAAAAAUGCCCUGGCGCUCAUGUAUACCAAUGGGCUAUCCAACGUCGGACUCUUUGGGAAGCAUUUCGGUGCUGAGCAUCCUUUGACAGCACAGUUUGCAGGCACUGCUUUGAAAGCACAUCUUCUGGGACUCCGCGUCGACGAGGUUGAAGAUAUCGACCCAAAGAGAGGAAAGCGUCGCAGAUACGCAGAAUCGUCUGCCGUGGGGCGCGAAGCUCCGAGAAGAGUCAGACCGCGGCUGGACAUUGGAGAAGAAGAGCUCGGCAGAGGACCACCAGCGGCGCACAUGGACGAAACUAGUUUCGGAGACGACACAGCGGUUGAGCUGGGCAUGGAAGCAGAGGCUGCGUUGGAAGAGCGGAACUCGUCAUCGCUCAUGCCAUGGAGUAGGCAAGGGUCUGCGGUACCCGGCUCGGCUUCCCGAGCGCCUGGAAGCGCGCAAAAGCCCCUGCCUGCUCGCAGCCCUCUCCACAGCCGUGGAAGCGUCGCCGGAUCCAUCGAGAGGUUCAGUGACCCUGCUGAGGAGGCCUUCGAGGCUGCAGGCUUCGGCUCCCAGCCUUCCUCUCUCAGGCUCAGGUCCGAUCUAGGAGGUCCGGCCACCCCCAUCGGCCAUAGCACACAGGGUUCUGCCACGGGGCUUGACGCCUCUAGCCAGUAUUUUUUGGACUACGUCACGGAGCAGGCCGUCGAGCGCGAGCAUGUACACAGUCAAGGCGGCCGACUCACACGCUGGGUUGACUUUGAGGAGAUUGCCCAUCCGGAAAGGCACAGCAAAUCCGUCGCCACCCAGGCGUUCCUUCACAUCCUCUCCCUCGCGACAAAGAGCAUCCUCCAGGUUGAGCAGGACGGCCAGGAGGCGAACAUUCCUUUCGGAACCAUUCGAGUCGGGCUUCGCGCAUAA
Ustilaginoidea virens is the source of this 2043-nucleotide messenger RNA. RefSeq lists its product as uncharacterized. Gene Ontology annotation, cellular component: synaptonemal complex; cohesin complex. The record is from RefSeq and is a predicted model, not a curated record. The transcript is spliced from 4 exons. Bases 1 to 2043 code for a protein of 680 amino acids. Gene Ontology annotation, molecular function: protein binding; chromatin binding. Gene Ontology annotation, biological process: synaptonemal complex assembly; mitotic sister chromatid cohesion; replication-born double-strand break repair via sister chromatid exchange. Lineage: Eukaryota; Fungi; Ascomycota; Sordariomycetes; Hypocreales; Clavicipitaceae.